Messenger RNA from Uloborus diversus, 2076 nucleotides. RefSeq lists its product as uncharacterized. Gene Ontology annotation, biological process: DNA integration. The transcript has a single exon. Gene Ontology annotation, molecular function: nucleic acid binding. The record is from RefSeq and is a predicted model, not a curated record. Lineage: Eukaryota; Metazoa; Arthropoda; Arachnida; Araneae; Uloboridae. Bases 1 to 2076 code for a protein of 691 amino acids.
AUGGGGAAGGUGCCAUUUGACGAUCAUGAUGAUAAUUCUACAAUGGUGGUAACGAAUUUAUUUAUGAAAGAUUUUACCAUUCCAGAAAUGUGGAACUUAGAUGCAAUAGGUAUUACUGGUCCGAUCGCUAAAAAAGACAUGGAAGAAAAAGAAAUAAAAGAUGGCUUUGAAUCUGAAAAAGAUGAAACUGAAGUAAAAAAGACCACUAAUGAAGAUCCGGUGGAAGUUGAUGACGUGCAAUCAAAUAAAAUGGAUGCUUCAGAAGAAAGUGCAAAACCUGUUACUCCUGCCGAAGAAUUGAUGGAUACUAAAACAGAAACAGAUGUGAAAGAAGAAAAUAUAGAUGAGAAAGAAGAAAGCAUAGAUGAGGAAGAAGAUAAAGAAAAUGAUACGCCUUCUAAAGAGGAAAUAGUUACAUCUGUUGAGCACGAAAAUGAUGCCAGUGUUGAGCAUUUGGAUGAAAAUUUAUCCAUCUCUGAUCCUAAGCAUUUAUAUGAAAAUUUACCCAUCUCUGAUCCUGAGCAUUUAGAUGAAAAUUUACCCAUCUCUGAUCCCGAGAAUUUCGAUGAAAAAUUACCCAUCUCUGAUCCUGAGCAAGAAGGCCGAGCUAACCAGUCGCUUUCUUCUGAUGUAGAAGACGCUAAAGAAGCAAAAAGGGUUGAGAAUCCAGACGACCUUCUUUCCAGGAGCUACCCAGCUAAACAGUUGCUGAAAAUGAAAUGGUGGGAGAACCCAAUUCGGUUAAAGAAGAAUGAAGACGAAUGGCCACAAUUUGAUUUGGUUUUCAACGAAGAAGAAAUUUCUCGAGAAAAGCGAAGGAGUGCUGUGAUAAAUACCCAAGUCAAUGUGGAAAGCGAAGAUAUGUUUCACAGAUACUCAAAUUAUCCGAGACUCAUUAGAAUCAUUGGAUGGAUUUAUAGGUUCUACUUGAAUUCGAAGUCUAAAAAUUCUAAACAAAAAGGAAAUCUAAGUGUACAGGAGAUGAAAAAUGCGGAAGAAAGUUUGCUAAAGAUGGUACAACGAGAAUCAUUUCCAGAAGGAACCAAUGAACAACGAAUUAGACAACUUAAUCCCGUGCUUGAUAAAAAUGGUCUCCUAAGAGUAGAAACGAGAAUUCUUAGAAGAAAAGAUAAAAAGAAUUUUCGAUUGCCAAUAAUUUUGCCAUCGCAACACCGAAUCAUAAACAUGCUCAUAGAAAGUAAACAUCAAGAACUUAGACAUGCUGGAGUUCAGGCACUGAUGAAUCAUCUCAGAGAGAACUAUUGGAUUCUCCAGAACCGGAAAACGGUUAGAAAAGCUAUCUCGACAUGUGUACGAUGCAAACGAUUCACUGUGACCCAUUCAGAACCGAAAUGCCCUCUUUUACCUGAGGAUAGAGUUAGAGAUGCAACAAUAUUCGAAAUCACAGGCACAGAUCUUGCUGGACCGUUAUACUUGAGAGACGGAACGAAAGCCUGGAUAGUUCUCUACACUUGUGCUGUGUAUCGUGCGGUGCAUAUAGAACUGAUAACCUCUUUAACAGCAGAAGCCUUUUUCCAAGCGUUAAGAAGAUUUAUUGCUAGACGAGGAAGGCCAGAAAGUUUAUAUUCCGAUAAUGGAGGCAACUUCGUUAAAGCUCACAAUGAAUUAAGCAAACUAGAUUGGGGAAAGAUAGAAUCACAGUCGUCGCUGAAGAAAAUAACCUGGAGGUUCAUACCACCUUCAGCCCCUUGGUGGGGCAGAUGGUGGGAGCGGUUGAUAGGUACGAUAAAGCAAAUUCUGCGUCGAGUUUUAGGUCAAGCUUCACUGACUUACGAAGAGCUGAACACAGUAUUAUGUGAUAUCGAAUGCCUGAUAAACUCGAGACCUUUAACGUACUUGUCAGAAGAUGUAAAUGAUUUGGUUGCACUGUCUCCUUCCAUGUUCCUCCAAGAAACCAGAGAAUGCGGCGUACCUGAUAUCGAUAUAGUAGAUGUCACCUACUUGCAAAAAAGAUAUUCAUAUCUACAACGAGUACGUGAAGAUCUACGAAAGAGAUUUCGACAAGAAUACCUUGGACAGCUGAAACAUGCAAGAAAAUGUCCAAAAGAAGCUUAG